Messenger RNA from Alosa sapidissima (American shad), 2005 nucleotides. It is a transcript of the gene mesd, whose product is annotated as mesoderm development LRP chaperone. Bases 7 to 633 code for a protein of 208 amino acids. The transcript is spliced from 4 exons. The record is from RefSeq and is a predicted model, not a curated record. Lineage: Eukaryota; Metazoa; Chordata; Actinopteri; Clupeiformes; Clupeidae. Gene Ontology annotation, biological process: protein folding.
CUUCCUAUGGCGUCCCCCGUCAAAUCGAGAAUAGUCAAUGUUGUACUUUUCAUUUUUGCAAUUUCUUUUCUAGUUGUACAAUGUACAGACACCAAAUCGAAAAAGAAGAAAGACAUUCGUGAUUACAAUGAUGCUGACAUGGCGAGACUUCUGGAACAAUGGGAGGAAGAUGAUGACAUUGAAGAGGGUGACCUCCCUGAACACAAAAGAUCCCCUCCCCCUGUAGACUUUUCCAAAGUGGACCCAUCCAAGCCCGAAGAACUUCUGAAAAUGUCCAAGAAGGGGAAGACGCUGAUGGUGUUUGCGUCUGUGUCAGGAAAUCCUACAGAGAAGGAGACAGAGGAGAUCACCAGCUUGUGGCAGUCGAGCCUCUUCAACGCCAACUAUGAUGUUCAGAGGUUCGUAGUGGGCUCCAACCGUGCCAUCUUCAUGCUGCGUGACGGCGGCUUCGCUUGGGAGAUCAAAGACUUCCUGGUGGCCCAGGACCGCUGCGAAGAUGUCACCGUGGAAGGCCAGGUGUACCCUGGGAAAGCUGCCAAGCCAGAUGCCAAGGGAAAAGAUCAGAAAGACGCCAAGAAAAAGACAGAUAAAAAAGCAGCCAACAAAGCUAGCAAAAGCAAGCAGGAGCUCUGAUGUGCCAGCUUAAUAGUUACCUCCCAGCAGCUUCUGGGAGACGUGAAGGGGAGCUGUGACUCAGCGAUUUCACAUGAAAACAGCUCAAGGGACACUGGGAAUGAAAGUCGUGACCGUCACUAGUUGGUCAACCAGACUAUUCAACAUUUUCUGUUCAAUAUUUGCUCUGUGAAAAUGCUUGGUUGUUUUUGUUACAGAAUCCAUUGAUGCAUUUACUGUUAAAGAUGAGUUGUACCUGGUACUGUUUUACAUCCUACACAUGAUAAUUUGUUGAUUUCUAAUGACUUUUUAAGGCCAUGUUUACCUGUGCUGAUAUCCAUUUUGCCUUAUUCGAACAGGAUAAAUGUAUCCAAUUUUUAAAUAGGGUACUUGGUAAUGACAGUUACUUUAUAAUUGCAUUACAAUUCCAUUUCUGUUUUCAGUGUUCAACUGUACAGUAUCCAAUGCACUUCUUUUUGAGUUUUCUGAGUUUGUAAAAUGUUCACUGUUUCAUGUCUACUGUGAAUGUCCUUUUUCCCUGUCACGCACACAACCAACGCAAAGGCGAACAAGCAUGUAAUUCAAGGUUUGGAAUGUGUGUGGGCUUGACCAAGGCUCAGAUUUGCUGUUUGAAAAUACAUCCGAUAAUCAAACUAUAAAUUAACCUACAUUAGGGAUUUCUUUCAUAAAACUCCUACAUUUGGUAAAUUAAUUUUGUUCUAAAAUUGUUUUUUGUAAUUGGAAGUUGAUAUUUCAUAGAAAAUGUGGAGUUUCAUUUACAUUUCUGUUCUAAGGUAAAGAAAAAUAAUGGUGCCAAACAUCCUGCUCUUCUGUGUUUUUAAAUCGGUAAUACAUCCUUUAAAAACAACAAAAACAAAAAAGAAAAUGCAGUUUUGCCAUUAUUUCAUCACUGGAAUCAUUUUUGUCACUGUGAUCUUGCAGUGUGCUGUUAGCUACAGAUUCUACAAAGCCAUUGUUUGAGAAAUUCUGCACAUUCUGUUCUAUGAUCUAUCAGUUCAACUCAAUCAGAUGAUAUUCAGCCAAUUCAAAAAUGAUUGCUGAGAAUUCGAUGAAAUAUUCUUCUGAUUACACACCUGUUAAGACAAUUCAAUGGAUGGUUUGGGUUGGAGAAAUGUACAUGUCCCCUGUGUCUCUCUGCUCUAGGCAAAUUAAAGCGGAAUGUUUUUCACAGACUGUUCAAUUGCAGUGCCUGGGAUCUACAACAUUGCUGUGGAACGCUAAUCCAUUCAUAAUACAAUUAAUGAUCAAUUAUCAUUUGAUAGUACGGUACAUAUAAAUCUGUAUGUUUCCAUCUCUGGUGUUGUGAACACAAAUGUAAGUCCACACUCCCAAAUUAAUUCACUAUUAAAAAACUACUACAGUGUAAGAUUUU